This is a messenger RNA of Chlamydomonas reinhardtii, 3906 nucleotides long. RefSeq lists its product as uncharacterized. Bases 651 to 1190 code for a protein of 179 amino acids. Lineage: Eukaryota; Viridiplantae; Chlorophyta; Chlorophyceae; Chlamydomonadales; Chlamydomonadaceae. The record is from RefSeq and is a predicted model, not a curated record. The transcript has 4 exons.
GCUAAUUUGGGGUUGAAACUUCUUGUCCAACUUGGGCGAGGUGUGGGAAUUUUUCUUGUGUUGGAGCCCUUGUUUCUCAAAUUCACUGCUGCGUUCUUGGUGUAUUUGAUCAUCCGGAGUUGUCUGUGAGGCUGCGUCCGGGCAGGCUCCCAGGUCGAGUCCAUUGUUUGCCGCUCCCUGCCCUGCCUGCCGCUCCCUGCCCUGCUUGGCGAGAAUGUCGCAGUUGCCUAGUAUUAUCAGCACCAGCAUCAGCCAGCCCCUGAUUCCUUUGGUCCAGCGUCCCGCCUUCGCUGGCAUGUGUCGCGAUCCCUGCUUCUUGCCCUCCACGAUAGCACCGUUUGUGAUAGUCUGAGUGUCAGCCGCCGAGCAAGGUGCCGUUCUGGUGGGUACACAAUUGCCGUCACGGUGCAGCCACGAGGGACUGACGGAUCGGCAAAAGGCUUUGCACACAGUGGUCCCCUUGCUCGUUUGGGCUUUGAAUAGAACGUCCAUAUUCUGCUGCGGCAUGCACAGCUCCUAUGUUCGCCUUUUUCACUUGUUCAGAAAUUCAAACCGAGCUCGUUGGUGUAUGUUGGGCGUAGUGUAGCAGUAUGUAUCUAUAUUAGUUAGUGUUAGUGCUGGUGUGUGCAUGUGUGCAUGUGUGCGUAUGUAUGUGGCCCGCGGGUGGUGAUGGCGACCGGAAGGCCCCAAAGAGGCCGGAAGCUCUGGCUCCAGCCGUGAACACUGCUGCUGCCAUCGUGGCAGAGCUGCAGCCAGCAGGUGAGACGCGCCCAGUUGCGGUGGGGGCCCUCGAGGAGGUCACACAAGCGCAGCCGCAGCAGCAGCAGGGACAGGAGGAGAACCCCAGCAGCCACGUGCAGGAGCUGGUGAGCGCCGACGCCAGGAAGGGCUUCCUGCUGUGCGGUGCCUUCAACAAGAACGAGAACAAUGACGUCGUCGCAGUUGGUGUUCCCCACAGCACCAUGCACGAGCGCAUGCAGCCUACCGACUUGAUCCCGAUGGCGGUGGUGAAGGUGGUGGCCAGCGUCUCUGCUACAACGACUGUGAGCGUGGGCGGCAGGCAGAUCAAGUUCGUCAAGGCGCAGGCCAUGGUGAACUGGCCGCUGUCGGGAGUCUACACAAGCUGGGAGGGCAAGACACCGGCUAGCUUUGGCUGCACAGAGAAGCAGCUGGAGAACGCCAAGAAGUAGGGGAAGUAGAGGGAUAGUGCUUGGACAGUAAAUUACAUUGCAGGAUGCCCUUGGUCUGUUGGGCAGUAGCAUGGCGUGCGGGAUAGGUGCACCAAAGCAAGUAGUACGACUGGCGGCGGGGGGCAGUGGGCGGUGAAUGUUGUUGAGUCCAUGCAAGCACUUGUUGGUCAUGAAGCUGGCUUACAUGCGUGUCAAGGUGUGCCAAAGAGUCAUGUUGGUGCUGCAAUUUAAUACAGUACACUGUUGACAAUGAGAUACUUCUGGGGGCGCCGGGGGGUAGGGCGGCAGCCGGGUAGGGCGGCAGCCGGGGGCUGGGGGGUAGGGCGGCAGCCGGGCGCCGGGGGGUAGGGCGGCAGCCGGGAGCCGGGGGCUGGGGGCGGCAGCUGGGCGGGCCUGGGCGGCAGCUGGGCGAGCCUGGGCGGCAGCUGGGCGGCCCUGGGCGGCAGCUGGGCGGGCCUGGGCGGCAGCUGGGCGGGGCCUGGGCGGCAGCUGGGCGGGCCUGGGCGGCAGCUGGGCGGGGCCUGGGCGACGGUAACCAAGCGCGGUAACCAAGCAGUCACCAAUGGUUACCGCCGGUCACUGAACGGUAACUGGUCGGUCAGCCGCUGGUUACCAUGCCUUCUGUUAACCGACGGUAACCAGUGAAGUGGUCUAUAGACCGUCGGUCUGCCGUCUCUAGUCCAAUUAGACCGAUGGUAACCGAGGUGUCAAAGCCGUCGUUCUCACGGGGAUAACCGCCAGGUAACCGGUGAUUUGCCGAUGGUUUAAUGGGGGCUGGAACGGUAGGGACACAAGGCCCUGCAUGCCCCCUCCACCUCCACCCUAUGGUUCCACCCUGUGCUCCCCUACCUCCAGCGGUCCCAAACCCCAGCACCACGCCAUCAUGUGCCACCAGUGAGCCCACACGGCCUGCCACAUCUAUGAGCAGACUUGGUGGUAGAUCAAGUAGCACCUUGGACCCAGCACAUAUUGCGUCCAUCAUGCGGCAGGCCCAGGACUUGUCAGAGCAUCACACUACCCCUCCACCUUCUUUCGUGUGGCGUGACCAAGCUGCUCAUGGCAGGUCUGAAAUUUUGGGCGCCCAAGUCCAUGGCGGAAGUGGGGCACAUGCCUUGCCAACCAUCCGGGAUUUUCCAUCGCACGUGAUGGGUGCGGCUGCUGGGGCAUCUGGCUCAGGCGCUCCUUCGGGCAGUUUGGGCCAGUCCACCAUCCUGGCAACACCUUUAACAGAACUUAUUGGCGGCACUAAUACCAUCUCUGACAGCAUGCUUUGCGAGCUUGGACGCCAAAUGAUGAGCAUGUGUUGUAAUUUGCUUGGGUCUGCUGGCAGUGGCGGAGUGGCUGCUUUAAGCGCACGGCAGCUUGGUGUAACAACUGUGGAGGCGCUUUCUAAUCAGGCAAUGGAGUCCUUUAUUGACGAGGAUGCUGGUAUUGAUGGUGUUGGCAGCGAAAGCGACGAUGAGGAUGAUGGCAGCGACAACACUGGUGGCGGGCUGGCGGCUGCCACGGCUGUCGCUGACACUGGUGCUGCUGCAGCAGCUGGCGCAGCACCCAUCAUCAUGCACGGGGCCAGUGCCAAUCUUCAGCCAGAUGCUGCCGAGCGCCAGUUGCUGCAGUCGCAGUUUGGCUGGUCCGCUGUUGUUGUAUCUGCCCAGCCAAUAAUGGAUAACAAGUUGCCAGUUGCUUAUCUGGAGGCUUUGAAGGACAAGGCUGCUCGGGCACCAGACCAGACUGCCAUCCUGCAGGCAGCACGGCUUCAGGGCCCACGUGUGACCAAGGGACGUGGCCAGCUUCGACAUCAUAUUGGCAGGGCUGAUAUUGCUCAGCUUAUGGCCGCAACAGAAAAUCUGGAAAUUUGGGCAAGGCUAAACUCAAGUGUUCUUGCUCAGGUUGCGUGGGCAGACUCGUAAGUAACCCGCAGAAUGAGUGUGCCGCUGCAUGGGUGGACUGUCAACCAUAUUGUGUGAUGCAGGAUCCUGGGCACCUGGAUUCAUCAGCAUAAUCAUGGCCAGCAUGGUGACAUUUUAAUUGGUUGGGACAAGCGUGGCCUACACUACCGAGCAUUGUUGGCUUUCCUUGUAAACAUUGCAGACCUUAAGAGUGUGCGGUCUGGGGCAAUCCCCCAGUCACCCAGUGAGCCGGUUGAGGGCUACUGUGUGAGCACUACUCUGGUUGGGUUUCUGCGGUGCCUAGAUAUACUGCACCGGCUGCGCGGCUUCACCAUGUGUCCAAAUGUACGGCGAGGGCUACGGGAGUACGUCCUGCGAGUGCUGCGUAAAAUGGUGAGCCCUCGGUCUUUAAACUGCUGAGGGGAUUGUCGCCUGACCCCAUGCAUGUGAUUCAUACGCAGUAUCCUCAUGUCAUACGGACUGCAAAGCCGGUUCUUCCAACGGUACUUGCUGACAUGCAGCAUGUUAGCGAGCUGAAGCCUAUGAAGGCAUCUUUGGACCAUAACACACACACCCGUUACAUGGCAGACUACAGUCAUAAGUGGGCAACCAUCCGCAUGAUGGUUCACAUGGCGUGGGCUGGACGUCGAAUGGGGCAUGUGAUGAGGCUUAAGCUGGGGGACUUGCAGUUUCAGUACUGCUCCUCAUGUACUGUCAGCACUUCCAGCACGGCAACAUCAUCAUGGUACCUGAAGCUGCGCAUUGCAUUUGCCAAGAACAAGUGUACUGACGGCAGCUUUCAGAGUGUCAUACUAAACUCAGAGAAU